This is a messenger RNA of Gongylonema pulchrum, 783 nucleotides long. Lineage: Eukaryota; Metazoa; Nematoda; Chromadorea; Rhabditida; Gongylonematidae. The record is from the annotation of a GenBank genome assembly.
AUGUCGGUGGUAGGCUUCGAUUUCGGUAAUGUAAGCAGUUUCAUAGCGGUGGCCCGUCAAGGAGGCAUCGAAACGAUCACCAAUGACUACUCCCUGCACGCUACACCAUCAUGCGUAGCAUUUACUCCACGUGGUCGCGUAAUGGGUGUUGCUGCAAAGCAGCAACUGAACACGAACCUCAGAAACACCGUGAUCAAUUUCAAACAUCUUUUGGGCCGAAAAUUUAGCGACCCCAUCGCGCAGAACUUCCGACAGUACAUACCAUGUGAAAUGGUGCAACUUCCGGAGGAUAAUAUUGGAUUAAAGGUGGAAUAUUUUGGGGAGCAGCAGGUUUUCUCGCCGGAACAGCUGGUUGCGAUAUUCCUGGUAAAGCUGAAAGAGAUCACCGAGAACAGCAGUCAUGGGAUUAGGUGCGUCAGCGAUUGUGUUGUUUCGGUGCCAUUUUACUUCGCGGACGUCCAGCGGCGCGCCCUUCUACGUGGCAUACGAAUAGCCGGUCUGAACUGUCUGCAAAUUGUCAACGAAACUACGGCUGUAGCUUUAGCUUAUGGCAUUUAUAAACAGGAUUUGCCGCUGGAAAAUGAGCCCGCUCGGAUUGUUGCAUUCGUUGAUGUUGGCCAUUCGGCUGCGCAGGCCGCACUGGUUGCUUUCAACAAGGGCAAAUUAACUGUGCUUGGCACAACAUAUGACCUGGGUGUCGGUGGUUUGGCAUUCGAUGCGCUUUUACGGGAUCAUUUCACCGAAUUAUUCAAGCAAAAAUACAAGGUUUUGAAUUUCGUUUGA